Messenger RNA from Arvicanthis niloticus (Nile rat), 1755 nucleotides. RefSeq names its product TATA-box binding protein associated factor 7 (gene Taf7). Gene Ontology annotation, molecular function: RNA polymerase II general transcription initiation factor activity. Gene Ontology annotation, biological process: RNA polymerase II preinitiation complex assembly; transcription initiation at RNA polymerase II promoter; regulation of transcription by RNA polymerase II. The record is from RefSeq and is a predicted model, not a curated record. NCBI's taxonomy places the organism in Eukaryota, Metazoa, Chordata, Mammalia, Rodentia, Muridae. Gene Ontology annotation, cellular component: transcription factor TFIID complex.
AGCACUUUUCCUUCGCUAUAAAUUGAGAGGAGACGUGGCAAAGGCGUCUCCGGAGAUCGGGUCUUUGAGUGCCGGCGUGGCCAGGUUUAGCGCUGCGGGUCCUUGGCCGUUUCGUUGUUAGCGCACGGAUCGCCCUGCUGGGCGGCCGAAAGCGCCGAGAAACCGGAAGGCAGACGCCCUGCUCCCUGCUGCUUUGUUCAAGCUGCGAAAAGCCGAGUUCAUAGUCGCCGGUGAACUGAGCUGGAACUUUGUAGUGCAGCAAGUGUUGAUUGGAGAAGUAACUCACAACGAAUUAAGGAUGAGUAAGAGCAAAGACGAUGCACCUCAUGAGCUAGAGAGCCAGUUUAUCUUACGACUGCCCCCAGAAUAUGCCGCUACUGUGAGGAGGGCAGUGCAGUCUGGGCAUGUCAACCUGAAAGACAGACUGAGCAUUGAGUUACACCCUGAUGGGCGUCAUGGAAUUGUUAGAGUGGAUCGAGUGCCCUUGGCUGCAAAAUUGGUGGAUUUGCCUUGUGUUACGGAAAGCCUGAAAACCAUUGAUAAGAAAACCUUUUACAAGACAGCUGAUAUCUCUCAGAUGCUUGUAGCCACAGUAGAUGGUGACCUAUACCCUCCUGUGGAGGAGCCAGCUGCCACUGCUGAUCCCAAAGCAAACAAGAAAAAAGAUAAAGACAAAGAGAAGAAGUUUGUUUGGAACCAUGGCAUUACUCUACCUCUAAAAAAUGUCAGAAAGAGAAGGUUCCGGAAGACAGCGAAGAAGAAGUACAUUGAAUCUCCAGAUGUGGAAAAAGAAGUAAAGCGGCUGCUGAGUACAGAUGCAGAAGCUGUCAGUACUCGUUGGGAGAUAAUUGCUGAAGAUGAAAUAAAGGAGACGGAAAAUCAAGGCCUUGAUAUCUCUUCUCCAGGAAUGUCUGGCCACAGGCAGGGCCAUGACUCACUAGAGCGUGACGAGCUUCGGGAGAUAUUCAAUGACCUCAGCAGCAGCAGUGAAGAUGAGGAGGACGUAAACAUCAUGGACACCGAGGAAGAUCUGGAGAGACAGCUACAAGACAAGCUAAACGAAUCAGACGAACAACACCAGGAAAAUGAAGGAACCAAUCAGUUGGUUAUGGGAAUUCAGAAGCAGAUUGAUAACAUGAAAGGCAAGCUCCAAGAAACCCAAGACAGGGCAAAGCGUCAGGAGGAUCUCAUCAUGAAGGUGGAAAACCUGGCUCUCAAGAACAGGUUUCAAGCUGUUCUGGAUGAGCUCAAACAAAAGGAAGACCGUGAAAAGGAGCAGCUUAGCUCUUUGCAAGAAGAGCUGGAAUCACUUCUGGAGAAGUGAGAAUGUUGACUUUAGUCCUUAGACUAGUCAGCUUAAGAAAAAUUUAUUUUCAGAGUAAGGUCUUGAAAUACUUUUUUUUUUUUUUAAAGUUUUUUGUUUUCAGAACUAGGGUGGUGGGUGUUCAUUCUUAAGAAAGUAAGAUUACAUAGGAGGGUUUGUUGUAGGGAAGAUACAAGUAAGAUCAGUGAAACGAAAACACUUUGAGCUUUUAAUCACCUCACCAUAGGACUUUGUUUUCUAAAAGUUUCUAGCCUUAUUCUUUGGUGCUAAGAUCAGUAAUAAGCUAGCCUACAGGCAAUGAUGUUGAUUUUUAAAAAAGAAAUAUAUAUAUAUAUAUAACCUUCUCAGCAAGUUUCCAUGUUAUGGAAAUGCAGUUUUUUUUUUUUUUUCAUAAAAGUUGUUUCUUAUACAAUAAAAGCUACUAAUUUUCA